Messenger RNA from Prunus mume (Japanese apricot), 2130 nucleotides. Its product is annotated as putative L-cysteine desulfhydrase, chloroplastic. The record is from RefSeq and is a predicted model, not a curated record. NCBI's taxonomy places the organism in Eukaryota, Viridiplantae, Streptophyta, Magnoliopsida, Rosales, Rosaceae.
UUGAGUUUGAACAUCUGACAAUUCAUAUAGCAAGCAAAAUUAAGACUUUCUUCUGCUGAUCCAAAUCUUCAGAUAAGAUUAAGAUUCCAUUCAAAUCAACGCAAUCAUCUGUUGAUUUUCAACACAAUCAACUUAAACCUCCCUAAUGUCACAUAUAAAAGCAGGUGAUUUUGUUCCUAGCUCUCUCGUAUAAGUUUUUUUUCCUUUUUAGGCAAAAGCUCUCUUGUAUAAGUUGAACAAUGACUGGGAAUGCGGGAUCAUCCACGCAAGAAAACCACUUUGGACAACGGCUAAGGGUUAUGGCCGAGAAGAUUGUCAUAUUUUGCCGUUACUAUGUUUCACCUAUUGUUCUUCUUCCCUAUCGAACCCUCCAAUUCUUCUACCAAAUCAAAACCCAAGUUCCCAUUGAGCCAAAACACUCUUCUUCCUUCAUCACAGACUCCGAAAUCCAAUCCGAAUUUGCUCACCAUGCUCCUGGUGUUGCCAUGAUGAACAAUGGCAGCUUUGGUUGCUGCCCUGCUUCUGUCAUCUCUGCCUUGCAACAAUGGCAGCUCAAAAUGCUCCGCCAGCCAAGCCAUUUCCUUUUGAAUGAGCUCAAGAACAGGAUACUUGAAUCAAGAAACAUAAUUAAAGACCAUAUCAACGCAGAAGAUGUGGAUGAAGUCUCCAUUGUAGACAACAUCUCCACUGCUGCUGCCAUAGUCCUGCAGCAAACAGCAUGGGCCUUUGCUGAAGGGAAAUUCAACAAAGGGGAUGCUGUCAUUAUGUUUAGCUGCACUUAUGGUGCAGUGAAGAACUCAAUCGAGGCCUACUUUUCACGUGCUGGUGGGUCCGUUAUCGAAGUUCCAUUUAACUUUCCAUUGAAUUCCAAUGAAGAAAUCAUAAGCGAAUUUAGGAAAGCAUUGGAGAGAGAAAAGGGUAAUGGUAGGAGAGUGAGAUUGGCUGUGAUUGAUCAUGUUACAUGUGUGCCAACUGUUGUAAUGCCAGUUAAGCAAUUGGUUAAAAUCUGUAGGGACGAGGGUGUUGAACAAGUGUUCAUAGAUGCAGCUCAUGCUGUUGGGAGCGUAGAUGUUGAUAUGCAAGAAAUUGGGGCAGAUUUUUAUGCUAGUACUUUGUAUAAGUGGUUUUUCUGCCCACCUGUUGUUUCAUUUCUGUAUUGUAGGAAAUCAGCUACACAUUCAGAUUUGCAAUUGCAUCACCCUAUUGUGUCUCAUAGGUAUGGUAUGGGGUUGGCUGAAGAAAGUUUUUGGGUUGGGACAAGGGAUUAUAGUCCAUAUCUGGUGCUUCCUUCAGUUAUGGAGUUCGUUAACAGGUUCGAAGGCGGUCUUAAGGGAAUCAUAAAAAUGAAUCAUGAUGCUGUUGUUGAGAUGGGGAAGAUGUUGGCAGAAGCUUGGGGAACCAAUCUAGGUUGUCCUCCUGAUAUGUGCGCUAGCAUGAUCAUGGUAGGGUUACCGGCUUGUUUGGGGAUUUCAAGUGAUGAUGAUGCUAGGAAGUUACGGCCACAUUUAUGUGACAAAUUUGGUGUUGAAGUCAGAAUACAUUAUCAAGCUCCCAAAGAUGGAAAGGUUGGAUCAACGACGGGGUAUGUUCGAAUUUGUCAUCAGAUUUACAACAAAGUUGAUGACUAUUACAAGCUCAGAGAUGCAAUUAAUCAACUAGUUCGUGAUGGAUUCACUUGCGCUCUUGAGAUCAAUGAGGCCUGAAGUCCGUUCGAUGAAAAAAAGAAGCUAUAUGGUCCUAUAUCCUGCAUGCUUUGCUAGUUGUGCAAUGGAUUUUGUACCAUUAACUUCUGAAGUGCUCCUAAGCAAACAAGUAUAUAUAUAUAGAGAAGUUGAUGAAUUUUCGGUUUGAUAUGCAGAAAAGUUCAUCUAUGAAUACAUUAACAAUUAUCUGUCGGUUUGGUUGUGAUUCGCAGAGAUUAGGACUCGAUUGUGAACACAGCACCUCAUGCUAUCAGUUUGACAAUAAGUGAAACACAAUGUGUGCUUGAACAACCAACAAGACUUACCUAAAAGCACUUGCACUCCUUUGCAGUUUUAUAAUAAUCAAUUGUAGCCGAUGCAUUCCUUAAAAGCCCUUCAAUUAUUUACUCUUCAUCUUUCUAAUAAAGUGUGUUAAACUGUCUCUAUG